AUGACUAUUGAGACUGUUUGGAAGAAGUUUCCUAUAAGAGAAACAGAACUUAGUCUAAGUAAAGUAUUAAGAUGUGGACAAACAUUUAGAUGGAAGAAUAUUAAUAAUAUUUGGUCAUUCACUACCAAUGAUAGAAUCAUUCUUUUGAAACAAGAUCCAGAUCAUAUCCAUUAUUCUCAUAUAAUGAGAGAAGGGACCACAGGUUCUGAUUCUGAAACCUUUGAAUUCAUAAAUGAUUAUUUCACAUUACCAAUUAAUCUCUCACAAUUAUAUACUCAUUGGAAAUUUCAACAUGAAAAAUUUAAAACCCCAACUAAAAUAUCUCCAUUUGAUACAUUUACGGGGAUAAGAAUAUUAAGACAAGAUCCUUGGGAAUGUUUAAUUUCAUUCAUUUGUUCAUCUAACAAUAACGUUAAAAGAAUAUCUCAAAUGUGUGAUAAAUUAUGUGUCAACUUUGGAAAAUAUAUAAACACAUAUCAGGAUCACGAGUAUUAUUCAUUUCCAUCUCCAAAAGAAUUAUCUGCCCUUGAUGUGGAAUCAAAAUUACGUGAAUUAGGAUUCGGUUAUCGAGCAAAAUAUAUUCAUAAAACCGCACUUCAAUUCGUAAAUGAUCCCAAUAUUACAUUGGAUAAAUUAAUGGAAUUACGUGAAUCCGAUCAUCAAACUGCACAUGAUUUCUUGUUACAAUUAACUGGUGUGGGGCCCAAAGUUGCAGAUUGUAUUUGUCUAAUGUCUUUGGAUAAACAUGACACCGUACCCAUCGAUACCCAUGUUUAUCAAAUUGCAAUUCGAGAUUAUAAAUUCAAAGGAAAGAAAGAUAUGAAAACUUUAAAUAAGACAACUUAUGUCGCUAUUAGAGAAUUUUUCAAAGAUAUAUUUGGUGAUUAUGCUGGUUGGGCACAAUCGGUUUUAUUUGCCGCUGAUUUGGCUGAUCUUAAUAAUGGUACAAAUAUAAAAGUGGAAGACGAGAUAGAAGUGGAAACGAAAAUUCGAUUAAAGAAAUCAAGGACUGGAAUAGAGUUAAAGGAAGCUUCUAGGAAGAGGAUAAAAGUUGAAGCGUAG
This is a messenger RNA of Hemisphaericaspora subhashii, 1062 nucleotides long. It is a transcript of the gene OGG1, whose product is annotated as 8-oxoguanine glycosylase. Gene Ontology annotation, biological process: base-excision repair; nucleotide-excision repair; base-excision repair, AP site formation. NCBI's taxonomy places the organism in Eukaryota, Fungi, Ascomycota, Pichiomycetes, Serinales, Debaryomycetaceae. The transcript has a single exon. Bases 1 to 1062 code for a protein of 353 amino acids. Gene Ontology annotation, molecular function: 8-oxo-7,8-dihydroguanine DNA N-glycosylase activity; damaged DNA binding. The record is from RefSeq and is a predicted model, not a curated record. Gene Ontology annotation, cellular component: nucleus.